Colossoma macropomum (tambaqui) is the source of this 8701-nucleotide messenger RNA. Its product is annotated as myomegalin-like. The coding region runs from base 1245 to 8552 and encodes 2435 amino acids. Gene Ontology annotation, cellular component: microtubule organizing center. The transcript has 41 exons. The record is from RefSeq and is a predicted model, not a curated record. Lineage: Eukaryota; Metazoa; Chordata; Actinopteri; Characiformes; Serrasalmidae.
CACGGGCAACAUCAUUGCUAUCAUACAGCAAUGUGGGUCUUUAUUUGGCGUUAGUGCUUAAAACUGACGCGAAACCCUGGCGGCUGCUUUUAAAUCGCUUUGUAUGGUGUGGAGGGGUCAACGGAAGAGAAAGCCGAGCUCUGGGAGUGUAAACCGUGUCCUUUUCUCCUCCGUUCAGCCGAAGGACUAACGUUAGUACCUGCCAUGAACCUGACAGGGCAGUCCGUCUAUCGCAUGUCGGAGGAUGAAGCAACCUUGCAUGGAGGUGAGGAGGCGGAAAAGACGGGGGUUUUUAGCACGAAAACGGGAACCGGAGCGACCAAAACGACUUCAUUUUCAUUCAGCUCGCAUCAGGAUUUUCAUUAGGAAACCGAAACAGCCUCUUCACGCUUUUCCGCCACGAAGCCUCUCGCUUGCUGCCUUACGAAACUGUGCCGUCUGACUGAGGCAGCCUUUCUUUUCUUCAUUUUCUGCAUGGUAAAGGCUGAAGACUCUUCGUGGUGCCUGUGUCUGUCUGGCUAAUACAAGGGGGAUUUAUUUCUCAUAGAAAACUCCCCCCUCCGCCUGCUGCUACCCUCAGCUCGCCCCCCAAAGUCGUUCUCUGUGGAGAUGUCACCGUCCAUGAAGAGAAAGCAAUACAUAGCUAUAUUUAGCAUAUAUAUUCUAUUUAUGUAUACUGAAUUAUUUUUCUAUCAUAAAUGUUUAAUUCUAAGCUUAUUCCAUCUGAUGAGAGACGAUUAAGUGCUGAUGGUGAAAAUGAACCCAGAAGCUAAGUAUUUUUAAUAGCAUUUUGACAGAAACUGAGAACCAAUGGAUAAAUGGCCACAGGCUGCUGCUUAGGCCUGGUCUGAAUACACCAUUCUUCAUUCAGCUUUGGAGCUUCUAAAGCCUGGUCCAAGGAUACUGACUUUUUUAUCACAGUUAUUUGAUGAGCAGCAAUGAAUCUUUGAUGGAGAAAAUGAACAAGGAAGCAAAGUAUUUUUUUACUUAGGAGAAGGCUUUAACAGAGACUGAGCAAUACUGGAUGUGGUCAUAGGCCUGGUUUGAAUUUGCCAUUCAUCAUUCUGCUUUGGUAAUAGUUCUUAUUUUGUUACAUUUUACGACCAACAGGUGGGCUUUGGUGGUGAAAAUGAGCACAUAAGCAAAGUUUUGUUUUUCCUCAUAAGGAGCUUUUAACAGAGACACAGUAUGUCCGUAGGCCUGGUCUGAGUUUAAGUCAUCAUUAACUUCGGAACAAUCCCAGGAUGAAGGACCUGUGUCGGAUCUGCAGCCGCGAGCUGUGCGGCAACCAGCGCCGCUGGCUCUUCCACCCGGCCACCAAGCUGCAGGUGCUGCUGUCCCAUGCAUUGGGGCGGGAGCUGCAGCGGGACGGGCGCGGCGAGUUCGCCUGCGGCAAGUGCGCCUUCAUGCUGGAGCGCAUGUACCGCUUCGACACAGUCAUCGCCCGUGUGGAGGCCCUGUCCGUGGAGCGCCUGCAGAGGCUGCUGCUGGAGAAAGAGCGGCUGCGGCAGUGCAUUGGCGGAAUGUACCGGAAGCACAAUGAAGAGGCGGCUUCUGCGGGACUGGAGAAAGACUGUACAGUGGACAUGUCAGGCCUUCAUUAUGCCAAAUACUGUGCCCUACUCCAGGAAGACCUGAUGUAUUCGAUGUACGAGUCAUGGGCAGAGGAUGAAGAGCAGACACUAGAGUGCGGCCACAGCCCCCAGUGCCAGGGUUUAGAGGCCAGGAGAAGGUGCAGGGGCUGCAGUGCGCUGCGAGUGGCCGAUUCAGACUACGAGGCUGUGUGCAAGGUGCCUAGAAAGUUGGCAAGGAGCAUUUCCUGUGGCCCAUCCACUCGCUAUUCGGCUAGUGUAGGUGGCAGUGUGUGUGGAGAGGAGCAAACCACAACUACUACCGUUGCCACAACGACCACCACAUCAGCCACCCUAGUGCCGGACAGUCAGCCCAGGGCUUCUUCGGACAGCGACAGGACGGUAGGAGGGAAGGCAAGCUCCAGCAAUUCAGUUGAGUCUCUAACCAUGACCCUGGAUGCAGCUGGAGAAAUGGAGAAAGAUGGCAAAGAAGAGCAGAAUUCGGACACUCUUUCAGAGGAACGCUCUGGCCCUCACCCUGGCACCACAGGCCCUGCUGGUAAACUAGCUCUAGCGCUCUGCUUGGUUCAGAACUUCACUUACAAACCAGUACAAAUUCCUCAUGGCAGUAAACUUCCUGUUCUGGUCAGGCCUGGGUCUCUGGAUGCAGGAGCUAAGCUGGCCAGCCCAGAGCAGGCCCUGAGGAACACCUUUGAUGGAGCAUACUGUGAGCUAGAAGCACCAGAGCUCCCAAGGAUCCAGCUGGACCCGGGGCUGGAGCUGGCCGAGCUGGAGGAGUUGUGGGACGACGCGUAUGUGGAGUACAUGCCCUUCCGCCUCCAGAAGGUUCCAAAGGAGAGUCUGAUAGAAGAGCAGCAGUCCCAGCUGAAUCAGUAUGAAUCUGCUGCAGGACAGUGUGUGAGUGAACUGCAAAAGGCUCAGCUGCAGGUGCAGUCUCUCCAGAAUAAGAUCCAGGAGAGCGAAGCCAGCAACAAGAAGCUGCAGGAGAGGCUGAGUGAAAUGGAGACUGAGCUGCGUUCCAUCAGACAAGCAGCUCAGAGUCAGGAGAGGGCCAUCCAGAGCCUCACUGAAAGCCUCACUACUAAAGAGACAGAGGCGCAAGAGCUAUAUCAAGUUAUAGAAGGACAGAACACCACUAUGUGUAAGCUCAGAGAGAUGGCCCAUCGCAAUCAGCUCCAGCACACACAGACCAUAGAUGGGGCUGAAGCAGGCUCUGUAGCCCAGCUGCAAGGGGAUAUAGUGGGGCUGCAGAGUUCUCUGUUCUGCUCUCAGCUGCAGCUAGAGGCCAGCCAACGUGCUCAUAGGCAGAGCCAGAGAGUGGCAGAGGACUUGGAACACGCCCGCCACCGCCUGUGCAGUGACCUGGAGGCAGCGCUGCAGCACAGAGAGACCACUGAAAAACACAACCAGGAUCUGCGUAGCACAGUGCAGCAGUUGCGUUCAGAGCUGCAGGUGAAGGAGGCUCAACUGAAGGAAAGUGAGUGCGAUAAGCACUCUGAGGUUGCAGCUCGCGAUAAAACCAUCUCACAACUCCAGCUUUCACUGAGAGAGAAGGAGAAACUACUGCAGGAGUAUUCUGAGCUGCUGGAUCAGCCAGCUGAUACUAGCCGACCCCAGGAUGUCCUGCUGGACAAACUAAAGCGCCGCAUACGCGACCGGGACAAAGCUUUGGAGCGUGCUAUAGAUGAGAAGUUCCACUGUCUGGAAGAAAAAGAGAGUGAGGUGCGCAGACUGCAGUUAGCACUUCGGGAGAAAGAGAGGGACCUGGAGAGACUGCGCUGCAUUCUGUCGAACAACGAAGAGACUCUAACGAGUCUGGAUGCCUUGGUACGUGGUAAGGAGCUGGAGCUGGAGCAGACUCAGGAGGCGUGUCGGAAGCUGCAGUGGCUCAAACAGCAGUGUGACGAAAAACACACAGCCGCUCUCCGUGAGAGAGACAACAUCAUCACACAGCUACACAGUACGCUUCACACGCGCAGCAAAGAGACAGAGGACCUGACUGCAGCAUUGAUGGCUAAAGUCUUCCCGGGUCCUAAUGAAGUGGUGGAGGAGCUGAGGUCACGUCUGGCUUUGAAGGAACGGCUGUUCCAGGAGCUGCUGUCUGACCGUAGCAGGCAGACACAGGAGCACCACACACAGGUGCAGGGCCUGCUAAACACCAUCAGCUCCAGAGACCAGUACAUCAAGGAGAGUGGUGAGAGGUUGAGGCAGGUGAUAGCUGAGCGGACCUGUCAGCUGCAGGAGUUGCGCAGGCAGCUGUCCUCGCAAGAACGAGAACUGAGUGAGCUAUCACGAGAGAGGGAGAGGGAGAGAGAGAGGGGAGCACCACUGGCCACAGAGAUGGAGAGACUGCAGAGUUUACUGAGAGAGAAAGAGAGUCUUAUACAGGAUCUGAUGCAAGGUCAGGAAGAGGCUAUGGCGACCUCUGGACCAGCGGGGGCUGUGCAGGGAGUGGGUGAUAGCAGCUCAGAGUUGGAGAUACAAGCUCUUACAGAGGAGCUUCAGAUUGCUCUGAGGAAGCAGAGAGAUGCAGAGCGGGAGCUUUCAGAGUUGAGGUCUGCUCUGGCCAAACAUCAUGAAGACCGCACUAGCUUGGACCAUGAGAAUGCUCUGGAGCAGCUGGUUUUGGAGUACCAGCAGCUGAACCAGGCUCUGAGAGCUGAGAAGAAAGUGUACCAGAACCUGAGCCAAAUCCAGUCUAGAGGAGACAGCAGCGCAGACAAGACACGGGCCUUACACACGGAACUGGACACGGUACAAGCUCUUCGAGGUCAGCUGGAAGAGGUCCUGAGCAGGACCCGAGACACAGCUCUGGCACUGGACAGGGCAGCUAAGGCCCAAGCCGAGUAUGGAGACUACACCACGGAUGAGACUGAGGACGACGAUGACGAUGAUGAAGACGCUGGCAGUAGCAGUGAGGAAUUCACAGACAGCAUAGAGGACGACGAUGUGAAACUGACUGCUCAGAGUCUGGCUAAAACACAGAAUGCUGCGAUGUCUGGAAGUCCAGUGAGCAGGGGUCUGUCCCAGGGGGCCAUGGUCGGAGGAUGGGAGAAUGAGAUGGAACCAAAGAAGAAAGGAGACAGAGAGAUGGGAAAGGGGAAAAGCCAGCUCAGCCAGGCUGGCUCCACCACACUCUGUCAGAACAGCCUGCAGGAGACAAUCGGUGAGCUACAGCAGAGUGGGAUUGGAUCAGGAUCCGGACUGGAAUCCGGAUCCGGUCUGAGAACUGAGAGAGAGGAAUGCAGGAGGUGCAGAAGGUGGGAGCAAAGUGACACAGACAGACUGAAACUUCACGGCCAGGCCCACACACUUGGAGAGGAAGAGGAGGAUGAGUAUGAGUACGAGGAUGAGGAUGAUGAGGGAAACGAAGAGGAUGUGCGGGCCCCUCAGAGAAAGCGUGGACCCCCGGCUGUGACCCUGAGAGAAGGACUGAGGAAAAGGAAGUGUACGAGACCGCACUCUCUGGACCUCGGAGCACUGCUAGCCCACAAUAGACCACAGGACCCAGCCAUGGAGCGGGAGGUAGAGGGGGAGAGUGGAGGUUCCAGUUCCGCAGGCGGUGGAGGUUCUGCAGGGUUCUGGCAGCAUGUGGAAGCGGGACUUCGUGAGCAGGCAGAGCGUCUCCGUAGCGACCUGGCGCUCAGCCGACAGGAGAGCAGAGAGCUACGGGAGAGACUGAUGGUGUCUGAGGCUACUGUACACGCACAGGCUGAACAACUGAAGGACUACAGGGAACUACUGACUGAGAGUGCUGUGCAGCAGGACAGUAAGCAGGUGCAGGUGGAUCUGCAGGAUCUGGGCUAUGAGACCAGUGGACGCAGUGAAAACGAAGCUGAGAGAGAGGACACUAGCAGCCCUGAGUUUGAUGAUCUGGAGAUGUGCACCUCCCUCUCCCGGCAGCCCUACGGCAGUGGCGGGAAGUCAUGGGGUUGGCAUGGUGACAGCAGUGGUCCCCAGUUGGAUGACCCAUCUUCUCUGCACUGUCUGGUGCAGGACUUGCGUGCGCAGCUGUCUCGCUGCCACAAAGUGAUCCGUGGACUGCAGCUGCGCGUCCGCUCGCUCUCUGCAACUUCUGACUACGCUUCCAGCCUCGAACGCACGCCACGCAAGGUGAACUGGGCGUUCCAGGCAUCCCCAGCUCACAGUGCGGUGGAGGAGGAUGAAGGCUGGCAGUCGGAUGGGCCGGUGAUGGGCCCUUUGCGGUCAAGAAAGGAGCUACAGGAGUUGGUGUCACGCGUGGCCUCGCUAGAGAACCAAAUCCGCAGCAGCAGUCUGGAGGGGAAAGGAGGAGCAGAGGAUGGAAAGAAUGCCACGUGGCCUGGGAAGUACAACACACUGAUCCAGGCUCAGGCUCGGGAGCUGUCUCAUCUGCGGCAGAGGAUGCGUGAGGGUCGGGGCAUCUGCCACAUCCUCACGCAGCACCUGGGUGACACCACCAAAGCCUUCGAGGAGCUGCUUCGUGCCAAUGACAUUGAUUAUUACAUGGGACAGAGUUUCAGAGAACAGCUCUCUCAGAACUCCUCUCUCGCACAGAGGAUCAGCAUUAAGAUCAGCGGCCGAGAUCGGUCAGAGCUGCAGGAUGACAAAAUGGGCCAUGAGCUGUUAGCUUUAAGGUUAAGUAAGGAGCUCCAGCAGAAAGACAAGAUCAUCGAGUCUCUCCACACAAAACUGCAGCAGCGCCCUGAAACACCCUCCAGCAGCCAUGCCCCCUCAGAGACAACAGACCAAUCGGACCGCACGUCCUUUGUGUCAGAUGAGAGGGGCUCGACCAAUGAGGAUCUGGAGCUAUGUUCUGAUGUGGAUGCUGUCAGCGAAUAUGCCCAGGAAACAGCUCCCACAUCUAACGAUGCAGCCUGCCCUUCAUUCAUCACUUCCCCUCGUUGUAUUCAGUCCCCUUUUGCCUCCUACAGGCAUGAGGAGAGUAAGACAGGUGUUUAUUCUGGACCUUUGUCCAGCUCGUUGCCCCUGACUCAGACCCACCACUGGUCCAACUCCUCAAAUAACUUAGCUUUUGACCCACUGCCCUUCCCUGGCUCUGACCCCAGGCUGAUGUCCCAGGCACGGCAUCAGCAGGGCCUGCACAGGCCCCCAGUCCGAAGUUUUAGUUUACCUCAUUCACUGAGCAGCUACCCGCUGAUGGGCCCCACAGCACUUGAUUCCUCCAGCUACACCCAGCUAUCUCAUCAUUCCCUUCACCAGCCUCAGAAAACCGACAGCAGCCUAGUGGGAAGCAGUGCACUGUGGGGCACGGAAAACAUGGUUCAGCCAAUCAGAGGCUUCCCUGGAGUCCCUGGCUACCCUUCAGGAAGCAGUCAAUCAGGUGUGGACCUGAUAGAGGAGCACCUGUGCGAGAUCCGCACUCUGCGUCAGCGUCUAGAGGACUCAAUCAGGACCAACGAAAGGCUGAGACAGCAGCUGGAGGGCCGUCUGGCCACAACCGCCAGAGAUACAGUAGCACCCACUAACAUCUACAUCCAAGGCCUGGACACAGUCACACAGCUGUCCAAUGAGAUUCGAGUGUUAAAGGAGGAAAAUAUGAGUCUGCAGUCCAGACUGCAGGCCAGCAGAGACAGCAGCGAGGAGGUGGAGCAGUUGCGGGAGGCGGUGCUGUCUGGGCGUGCCCGACUGAAGCAGGCGGAAUUAGAGGCGGAACAGUGGAAGGAGGAGCUGAGGAGGCUGCAGGCACACGGCUGUGAGCAGAGUCAGCAGAUUCAACAACUUCGGCAGGAGAGACAAACCAACCAAGAGCACAGCAACAGGUUGCAACAUGAGGUGAGUCUUCUCCAGCAGCAGCUGUCAGAGAGCAGGCAGCUGUUGCACUCACUGCAGUGUGAGCUCCAGCUGUAUGAUCGAGUGUGUGCUGGGAACAAGAGCAGCCCAGCAGCAGGUUAUCUCUCUGAGAUGUCGUACCCCUCUGCUCCUGCUGGGGGGGAGUUGGCAGAGUUGUUGGUGGAGGUGCGGGCUCUAAGGGGGCAGAUGGAGCGCAGUGUGCAGGAGAACAGUGCACUGAGAGCACAGCUGCAGAAACAGCUGGAGCAGCAGCUGUCCUCAGCCACUCUGGAGACCAGGCCUUCAUCCCUCAUCCCGGCCAGCCCACUACGGGAUGCUUUCUACAGACGGCAGCUACUGCAUGACCCUUCUCCCUCUCCUCCAGUGAGGGAUGUUGGUCCGUUCCCCGCCGGCCCCCCGUACUCUCCUUACUCCGAGCUUGAGGAGAGCUCUCUCACAGCCAACGACUCUCUGGAGCCUCAUGCAGAGCUGGAGGGUGAGGCUCCGGACGGCUCGUUUGCUAACCGUAACGGUCGUCAUGCGAUCGGUCAUGUGGAUGACUUCAGUGCUCUGCAGCAGCAGGUUUUGGAGGGCAGGGGUCUGGUGCAGAGGAUGGAGGCCACACUGCAAACCUGCCUCAACAGUGCACUACUGGAGGUCAACGCUGGAAAGGCCCUAGAUUAUGCCAGCGUUAGGACUCUGUUAGCUAACACAAAGACUCUGAGGCAGAUUCUAGAGGAGGCAGCCUCUCUGCUGAAAAUGUUCUGGAGGGCAGCGUUGCCCAGCACUGAUGGCCCUGCCCACCUCCUCCAGAAGGAGCAAACUAUGAAGGAGGAGAUCCAGUCUCUGCGAUUGAGGAUAGCGGAACAGGAGGAGGUUCUGCAGAACACCAUUCAGAGGCUGAGGAGCACCAGCCGCACUAAAGAGAGCAUGGAGACUUUCAUCGUCAACCAGCUGUCCAGAACUCGAGACGUGCUGAAAAAAGCCAGAGCCAAUCUGGAGAAGAACGAGCUCAGGAUUUCCUCUUUAAGCUCCUCCUCUUCCUCCCUUUGCCAUGGUAAAGUCCUCAAAGGUGCCUACCCAGGGUCUUCUGAUUGGGGUGGUGUGACCCCUGAGAUCGCCAUGGAAACAGCCAGUCCGCGGCUCCCUAAAAAGCGGGGCAGGGAGUGCCUUCUGCAAGCGGUCUGAACCAGCCAAGACAAACAACACCUCUCCAACACCCUGCCUUAUCCUAAUAUCCUCUUUAUUCUUUUCUGCUCUCUACUGUUCUCUUCCUUUCCUUUCUUCUCUUCUCCUGUCAUUUCCUCUCAUCUUCUCUCUUUACUUUUCCUCUUCCG